This is a messenger RNA of Aspergillus clavatus NRRL 1, 1971 nucleotides long. RefSeq names its product RanGTP-binding protein. Gene Ontology annotation, cellular component: nucleus; cytoplasm. Lineage: Eukaryota; Fungi; Ascomycota; Eurotiomycetes; Eurotiales; Aspergillaceae. Gene Ontology annotation, molecular function: GTPase regulator activity. The record is from RefSeq and is a predicted model, not a curated record. The coding region runs from base 1 to 1971 and encodes 656 amino acids. The transcript has 6 exons.
AUGGAUGCUUUCUUGACUAGGCUCACCCAGCAGGCGAUGAACUAUGCCAUACGCUCAGGUAUAGCUAUUACAGCCAAUUACGCUUUCCGACAAUCUUCUCGUCUGCUCAAAAAUGUGGAGAAUGCCGAAGAAAGAGAAGAGCUGCUUUCUCUGCAGCAGCGCUUGCAAAGCAAGAUUCGGGUUAUCUCACCAGCCAUUGAUAUGAUUGAGUUGAUUGCUGCACGAGGAAAUACAUCUCUAGAGUCUGCAGUAUCCCUCACGAAAGCCCUCCGAUUGGACAUGCAAGCUCUUGGGCAACGGUUAGCAAACGCCGCUGCUUCCGAAGAGUUGAUACGAAGAGGGGCAAAGUCACCAAGAGAUCGCUCUCGUAAUGACGCGGAAAUCAAGCUCAUAAUUAAAAAUAUUAAAAGACUGCUGGUACGCAUCGAGGAUGCAGUACCGUUGAUGAAUCUAGCCAUCACCACUUCGGGCGCCAGAUUAUCGACCAACCUCCCGUCCACAGUCUCGCCAUCUCGGUUAUUGCAGGCCAGCACAUUUCUCACAGCUGGUGAUACACAGUAUUGGAUGUCUCCUACCAAGGCGAUUCAAAUUGGCCCUACUUUCACGCUCUCGAUAUAUAUGCUCUUUGCGAGCCAUGUUCGGCCUCACGAUGAAGAAGGCAUCCGAGAAACUACGUGGAAAGAGGUCAUGCACAAAGCUCGUGUGAAGCUUCGGCGAGUUCCCAUGGAUAUGACUGCCAAACGAUCAUUAGCUUCACACCAGAGCGCCCAGCUUGCUGCUGAGGCACGAAUGGAUGAAUAUGCAUACCAAAUAUUGGUUGUCGAGGACCUGGAAGAUGGAAGAGUUCAUUCGUAUGACGAUGAUGAGCCACAGCCAGAGCAUUUUGAAGGCGUUCGCUUAGCUGGAAUGCGUGAAAUCAUCCCCAUUCACCAGAUCUCGAAGAUUUUCUACGCGGACACGAGUAAGGUUCUGAAUAUCAAUACAGAAGGCGAAGUCAACAACCCAGUACUUCUUCUGAAGAGAGAUUUAAAUGCCAUCCCUCCGCGCCGCAUGGUCGAGCGUGAUGAAACAGAUUGGGCAUAUGGUCAAGAAGAACAAGAUGAGGAGACUGAUGAAAUACAGGCGCAGCUAGAUGCUCAGUUGAACGGGGCGAAUAACGCUGCUUCGCUCAACCAAAGUUUUAAUGAAGACUCUAUUCCAGAUCACUGGCGUUUGCCCAAAGAUCUCGAUCCUGAAUGGAUAGCAUUUGAGGUCUAUAACGAGGAUGAAUCCUCAGACAGCGAAUCAGAACCAGAUGAAAAGGAAGAGUCGAUUGAUCCGCAAAUGAUGGCCAAACUAUCUCUUAAUUCGACGGAUGAGAAAUCAUCGUCUCCCUUGAAGCAAAAGGCGCCUUCACUUUCCUCGCAGCAUGUCGCCACCACUACUAUCACAAAUCCUCUGUUCAACCACAUCCGAACCUCAUUGUCGCUCCUCGAGACCCUUCUCCGACUGACAUCUCUCCAACAAUUCCAACAACAGUCCCAUCUCUCCAUCAGCGACGAGCUCCUCAACUUCUUUCUGGAGGAAUCUUCCACCACUGGCGCUGGUGGCGACGAGCAGCAUCGCCAGCGUCUCCGCGCAGAUGCCAGACGGAGAGUUGGCUGGGAUCCCUACGACGAAAGCCCCGUCAAGCACCGAGGCGAGGAUUACCAGCACAGCUGGGCUCCUGAGGGAACUCCAUUGAGAUAUUCUCGGGAGGGAAGUGAUUAUCCUUAUACGCCCACUGAGAAGAACCGAGAAUAUCACUUGCGCUCUCGAGAACAUACACCCGAGACACCGUUGCAUUCUCGAGGCUCAGCGUCCAGACAUGCAGAUGUGAGGCGUCAACAUGCGACUCGAGGCGCUUCGGCUCUUGUCGAUGAAGUUUCACAUCGAGGCUCCUCGCUUUCACGACGAUCGACACCAGUGGAAGAUACAGGUUCUGAUGCGUGA